Messenger RNA from Triticum aestivum (bread wheat), 3468 nucleotides. RefSeq names its product receptor like protein kinase S.2. The coding region runs from base 382 to 3081 and encodes 899 amino acids. Gene Ontology annotation, biological process: protein phosphorylation. NCBI's taxonomy places the organism in Eukaryota, Viridiplantae, Streptophyta, Magnoliopsida, Poales, Poaceae. The transcript is spliced from 13 exons. Gene Ontology annotation, molecular function: ATP binding; protein kinase activity. The record is from RefSeq and is a predicted model, not a curated record.
UUGAUCGGGUCUUAGGAAAUGCAAGGUCCCUCGGUCACCAGGCCGACCGGUCAUUUUUUUUCAGACAAAGGGCCGACCGAUCAUUUAUUAGUACUCUGCUUAUCGGGCCAUUGGCACAGCUCUAGAGCUCCGGAUCUGGAUCGACUUAUUAUUCUCCCCCCGGUCAACGCCUUUGCCUGCUGAGCCAGGGAAUGAUUGAUCCGCUCAUGAUCUACAAGACGAGAAGCAAGCCCAGUUUUGCUCCUAGCUAGCUGCUUUCUCCUCCUCCUCCAAUCUCCAGCAACGAAUGAAGGAGAAGCUGGCAACCAUAUUCAUAUCCAUAAUCCAUAUCUAUAUGCGAGCUAUUGCUUGCUAGAAAGCUUCUUGCUCGCAUACUCGGAAAUGGGCGGAUACGAGUUCCAGAGGGCGGAGCUAGAUGCACUGGAAGGCGUCGUACGCGAUCCAACUGCGGAGCCAAUGAGUCUGACGUUGCCGCUUCUCAGGCACAUAACAAAUGAUUUCUCCCCUGAAUUUGAAAUUAGUAAAGAUGAUUCUGCAGUGGUUUACCUGGGGGUGCUUCCAAGUGGGUUCCGUGUUGCUGUCAAGAAGCUUCACAAUCGUCAUUGGUUAGAAGAUGAAGAUGCAUUUAUAAAUGAAGUUUCUAUCGCAAUGAAGGCUGCUAAGAAGAACACAGUGCGAGUUAUAGGCUACUGUCAGCACACGCAAGAGCAAAUUGCCGAAUACGAAGGAAAACAAGUUUUCGCCGAGCUAACAGAAAGGUUGAUCUGUACCGAGUAUGUGCCUAACGGACCCCUUAGUGGACAUAUCGAAGGUAAGAUAUGUGCGCAAAUGGAUGGAUACGAGUUCCAGAGGGCAGAACUAGAUGCACUAGAACGCGUCGUACGCGAUACAAGUGCGGAGCCAAUGAGUCUGACGUUGCCGCUUCUCAGGCACAUAACAAAUGAUUUCUCCGAUGAAUCUCGAAUUGGCCGAGGUGGAUUCGCAGUGGUUUACCUGGGGGUGCUUCCAAGUGGGUUACGUAUUGCUGUUAAGAGGCUUAGCAAUAUUGCUUAUAUGAAUGAAAGUGCAUUUCAAAAUGAAGUGUUUAUCACAAUGAAGGCCACUCACAAGAACACAGUGCGAUUCAUGGGCUACUGUAGUCAAAUACAAGGUAAACUCAUCGAACACAACGGGCAACAUGUUUUCGCACAGCUCGAGGAAAGGUUGAUCUGUGUGGAAUAUGCGCCUAAAGGAACCCUUGAUGCACAUAUCGGUGACUAUGGUGAACUUGACUGGAACCAGCGUUAUCAAAUUCUAAAAGGAAUUUGUCAGGGUUUGCAUCAUCUCCAUGACGAAAUGCACGUUUUUCAUGGAGAUAUCAAACCAGCCAAUAUAUUAAUAGGGGAUAACCUUGUGCCUAAAAUCUAUGACUUCGGUCUCUCCCAGAUGUUUGAAGAAGAAGAAACGGAACGUAUUGUUAAAAAUAUGGCCGGAACAUUGUGUUAUCUUGCACCGGAGGUACUUAACACUCAUAUGAUGUCAUUUAAGGCUGAGAUAUACAGUUUGGGCGUUGUGAUCGAGGAGUUAUUGACCGGGAAGAAAGGAUGGAUUGAUGAGGAUGUGAGAAAACUAUUUGUACAGCAACUUAAGGGUUUGAGAAAAACAUUGGUAAAAGAAGGAGCGUUUUCAUCAUGGGAAAACAAAUACCACCAAGUUAGAACAUGUAUGGAGAUUGGGCAGGACUGCAUAGACCCCAACCCACAUAAAAGGCCCACUUUGUUUGAGAUUAUCCAGCGGCUUAAUGAAGCGGAAGAUAUGAACUAUUCUGCAGCAUCACUUUGGCAGUCAGGAGACGAGGAAUCCGAUUUAUCGGAUACAGAAGCUUUGGAGACAGAGACAACAUCCGAGUUUCUUCCAAGUGACGAGGAACCCGCCUCUGUGGGCAAGACCGGAGAAACAAGCACACAGGAGCCUGAUAAACCGGACCUAGUAAGUAAGUUGCCAGCAUCGGUGGACCUGUCUGACCUAAAAGUCCUGGAGAAAAUCACAGAUGAUUUUUCACACGAAAGAAUAGUUGGGAAGGACGGUACAUUCAAAGGUUGUCAUAAGGCAUUUGUUUAUAAGGUACACAUAGUUGGUGACAUUCCACGUAGAGAAAUGAUAGCCGUGAAGAGGUUAAUUGGAGUGGAGAUUCCAGUUGAAAAGUUUAAGAGGGAAGCAGAACAGUUCAUUCGUCUCGAUCAUAAGAAUAUAGUAAAGGUUGCCAGCUACUGCCACGACCAGUCUACAGGACAUAGACUGGUACAGUUCAAAGGAAAACCGCUACCACAACUCUUUAACGGUCCCGAACAACUGCUCUGCUAUGAAUAUAUGCACAACGGAAGCCUUCGCGACUAUCUUAUGGGUCAAGGAUCUCGUGAAAUUGAUUGGCAAAUGCGUUACAAAUUGAUCAAAGGGACUUGCGCAGGCUUAGAUUACCUUCACAAGGGCCGUGCAGGUUGUCCAAUUGUUCAUUUGAAUUUAAGCCCGUCAAAUGUAUUGCUGGACCACAACUACAUACCACGCAUCACAGGGUUCGAUUUUUCGAAGCUCAUUGGUGAAAAGAACACCAAAUCCGUGGUACUUAAGCUGAAUGGACCCAUAGCGUACCUGCCACCGGAUUUCUUCCAUUCAAAGGGUACUGAUCUUAAAUAUCUUGCUACGGUAGAUAUAUACAGCUUGGGUCUUAUGAUUUUAGAAAUCGCAACACAACAAGAGAUCAAAGGCAUCCAUGGAGUGCUUAUUAAGAGUAUAGAGGAAAACUGGAGGGAAGAGUCACAAAUAACACGGCUGUAUACCUCACUAGGGGCCGACGAGCUGCGGCAAGUAAAAAUGUGCAUUGAUAUUGGCCUAGACUGUGUCAAGUCAAACCCUGAAAAGAGACCUACAGCUGGGGCCAUCAUGCUCUGGCUUGACAAAGAGAGCAAACCGGUCCCAGUUUCAAGGGCAGGUGCAGGAGUGCUGCCAAGACCUCCGGUCCCUACUAAUAUCAACCAUGCAGGUCGCAUCCAAGAAAAGGAGAAGGCGGGAUUCCUGAAACGACACUUCGGAUGGAAGAAGUAACCACCUGCGCUGGCUUGUAUUCCUGUGAAUAUUAUAGAUGGUUCGACAAAGCUCGUGGUUAACCGAAGGAGGAUAUUUGAGAGCUUUUGUGUUAGAACAUGGCCAUCUUGUGCGUCCGCAGCAGCCGGGGUCAUCAGGAGGGAGUGCUCACUGCAUGGACCAGAUCACGCUCUGUCAGCCAUGGGAGUCGUGCGCACAUAGUGCCACACAUGUAACGUUUAGUUGUGUGAUCUGAACUGUUAUGUGUCGUGUAACCUACCUCAUGUGUGUGUAUGAUAAAGAAAGAACCACAUCAGUGGAAGAGUUAAACCAAUCGUAUGGUAUGACAGGUGAGACGUCACAUAUGUGGAAGCAAAAAAGAGUUGGAGGUAAGGUGGUUUUCGUACA